Molecule: messenger RNA, 1676 nt
Organism: Rhopilema esculentum
Lineage: Eukaryota; Metazoa; Cnidaria; Scyphozoa; Rhizostomeae; Rhizostomatidae
Product: RING-type E3 ubiquitin-protein ligase PPIL2
Biological process (GO): protein polyubiquitination; protein folding; protein peptidyl-prolyl isomerization
Cellular component (GO): catalytic step 2 spliceosome
Molecular function (GO): ubiquitin protein ligase activity; peptidyl-prolyl cis-trans isomerase activity
Source: RefSeq, a predicted model, not a curated record
AUGGGAAAGAAACAGCAUCAGAAAGAUAAACUUUAUAUUACUAACAAAGAAUGGAGAGAAGAAUGGGGAGGCAAAAAGUCGGACGAAGGCACUGCCCGCUCGAAGUUCCGGAGGCUUCCGUUUAAUUGUUGUAGUCUGACAUUUCAACCGGCCGAUCAUCCACUAUGCACCAAAGAUGGAGUUGUUUUCGAAUUGUUGAGCAUAGUGCCAUAUUUAAAGAAAUAUGGAAUAAACCCAGUGAAUGGAGAAGCUUUAAAUGCAAAAGAUCUGAUCAAACUGAACUUCUCGAAGAAUAAUGAUGGCAAAAUCCAUUGUCCAGUGACAUUCAAGAUUUUCACAGAAAAUAGUCACAUUGUGGCGAUCAAACAAACAGGUAAUGUAUUCAGCUAUGAGGCGGUGCAGAGGCUUAAUCUGAAGGCUGGGAACUUCAAAGACCUUCUCACUGAUGAACCAUUUACCAAAAAAGACAUCAUCACUAUACAGGACCCAACUUCCCUCGAAAAGUUCAACAUAUCAUCAUUUCACCAUGUACAGAACCAGUUGAAAGUCUUAAGCAAGGAAGAUAAGGCAGCAAAAGGAAGUCCCAUGUACACAAUCAAGAAAGUGAAUGCAGAGAUGGAAAGCACUUUAUCUGAGCUUGCGACAUCAUUUAAAGAAACGAAAGCAAGCACAAGUGCUGGCGAGAAGGAAGUUGUGUCUGAUGAUAGGCAGGCUCAUUACUCAACUGGUGCCAUGGCCGGCUCAUUCACGUCAACAUCGGUUGUUCCCCAAACGAAGCAAGAAGCAGCCACUAUUGACAAGGAUGUUGUGCGCUAUUCAAAGAUCAAGACAAAAGCAUAUGUGCGCAUUGAAACGAAUUUUGGAGACCUAAAUAUCGAACUCCAUAGCGAUCAAGUACCCAAAACUUGUGAAAAUUUCAUCGUAUUGUGCAAAAGAGGAUAUUACAACAACACGACAUUUCACCGCCUGAUAAAGAAUUUUAUGAUUCAAGGGGGAGAUCCGACAGGGACAGGUAAAGGAGGGGAUUCGAUGUGGGGUAAGCCCUUCAAAGAUGAGUUCAAAAGUAACCUGGUUCACCAAGGCAGAGGUAUCUUAAGCAUGGCAAACUCUGGCAAAGACACCAAUAAGUCGCAGUUUUUUAUCACAUUUCGCUCGUGUCGGCAUUUGGAUAACAAGCAUUCUGUCUUCGGACGCGUUGUCGGUGGCAUGGAUACUAUGCGUGCUUUGGAGGAGGUGGAGACGAACCCAAAGGACGAGCCUGUCAAGCUAAUCACCAUCGUUAAAGCCUCUGUUUUUAUUGACCCUUUUGAAGAAUUGGAUAAAGAAGAUGAGCGCGUGGCAACGGAAAAAGAAGAAAACAAACAGUCUAAAAAGUUAGCAAGAACCGAGCCAGAAGUAAAACUAAAAGUACACAAGCAAGGAAUAGGAAAAUACAUCGCGCCGUCAACGUUGAAGAGAUCGCAAACAGAAACUGGGGUUUCAGACCAACCAAAUAAGAACAAAAAGUCGAAGACUGGGACAGGAUUUGGAAAUUUUGAUGCCUGGUAACAAAUAAUCUAAGUUGUUUUCAUCCAAAGGGGAAAAGACUGUUUUUGAGGAAUUGGGCACUCCCUAGCCAAGAACCUGAAUUCAAUUCGUGAUUUGUUAAUUUUUUGUUAAACAACGACUUUCCUGUA